GCAGGCAGACACGCUGCAGGAUUUACUUCACGGAGAACAGAGGCCGUCUCACAGUUUAUUACUGAAUACUGACUACAGCUGAAACAAUGGUUGAUGCUUUCUGCGCAACAUGGAAACUGGUCGACAGCCAGAACUUUGAUGAAUACAUGAAGGCACUUGGUGUUGGUUUUGCCACAAGACAAGUGGGCAAUGUCACCAAACCAACAGUGGUGAUCAGUCAGGAUGGGGACAAACUGGUGGUGAAAACCCUGAGCACCUUCAGGAACACUGAGAUCUCCUCCAAACUUGGAGAGGAGUUUGAUGAGACCACAGCUGAUGACCGACAUGUCAAAUCUACCUUCACCAUGGACGGAGACAAACUUGUGCAAGUGCAAAAGUGGGACGGCAAAGAGACCAAGUUUGUCAGAGAAAUCAAGGAUGGGAAGAUGGUGGCGACUGUGACUUUUGAAGGAGUCCAGGCAGUCCGCACAUAUGAGAAAGCCUAAAUAAGCAAAAUCAUCCCUGCACUGCAAACGAUCAACAAGUUGUUUUUUUUAUUAACAAAAAUGUUUGUUUUUUUUAAAGUAUGCCGUGAUUUGCCCUUGAUUUGCUUUUUGUAACAUGAGAUAAAUAUUAUGGGAAAUCUUUUGUAAGAAAUUCCAACUGUGAAGGGCCUAAAACUGUUUCAUCCUGUGCAUCACAUGUCAAAAUGGGAAAAAAUAAACUGCUUGACUAAACCUU
Molecule: messenger RNA, 720 nt
Organism: Cottoperca gobio
Lineage: Eukaryota; Metazoa; Chordata; Actinopteri; Perciformes; Bovichtidae
Gene: fabp7a
Product: fatty acid binding protein 7, brain, a
Exons: 4
Coding region: 87-485 (132 amino acids)
Molecular function (GO): lipid binding
Source: RefSeq, a predicted model, not a curated record